GCAGCUCGCAGGUAGCCGGGCUACAGGACAGUUUUGCAGCGGGAGCCCCGGGCUACCGCCUGACCUCUCGAGGGCUGGGGUCUGGGACCACACCCGCAGCAGGUAGGGUCAGGUCCGCUUCCAGCCACGCCGUUCCUCAGUAACAGCCGCGAGCGCCUGGGGACCCCGGAUGGGCCCGGCGGAAGAUCGGCGAGCGGGCUUCGUGGGGCCACGGCGGCAGCAGAGUGACCGCAGGCUGCGCUGACCCACCGCCACGAAGCGACUGCCACGUCAGACCAACUUCACAAAACCUGGGCGAGGGCGGUGACGCAGGCCCGGCGGCCUGGCGGGGUUGGGCCGGGGGCCAAUAGAGAAGGCUGACCUCGAGCCCCGCCGCCCCCUUCAGCGACGCCCCGGCCGGCGCCGGCGCCUGCCAGGCCCUCAGGGAGGCGGGGGAACAGCGGAAAAGGCGGCGCCAUCGCGAAGCCCGCGCCUCGCCCGCACCCUCACCACCUGGUCCACAGUCCGGCCCAGGGCUGGGCGGCGUCUGCGGAAGCUCCCUCUGCCUGGCGCAAUCGCCCCGAACCGCUCUGAGACCGGGGCACCAGCGGCGUGGAGAGGAGACGGCGGCGGGUAGGGCGGCCGGAGCCGGGACAGCGACCAGCCAUGGAGACGCGCUACAACCUGAAGAGUCCGGCUGUUAAACGUUUAAUGAAAGAAGCGGCAGAAUUGAAAGAUCCAACAGAUCAUUACCAUGCACAGCCUUUAGAGGAUAACCUUUUUGAGUGGCACUUCACAGUUAGAGGGCCCCCAGAUUCUGAUUUUGAUGGAGGAGUUUAUCAUGGACGAAUAGUACUGCCACCAGAAUAUCCUAUGAAACCACCAAGCAUUAUUCUCCUAACGGCUAAUGGACGAUUUGAAGUAGGCAAGAAAAUCUGUUUGAGCAUCUCAGGACAUCAUCCUGAAACUUGGCAGCCUUCAUGGAGUAUAAGAACAGCAUUAUUAGCCAUCAUUGGGUUUAUGCCAACAAAAGGAGAGGGAGCCAUAGGUUCUCUAGAUUACACACCUGAGGAAAGAAGAGCACUUGCCAAAAAAUCGCAAGAUUUCUGUUGUGAGGGAUGUGGCUGCGCCAUGAAGGAUGUCCUGCUGCCUUUAAAAUCUGGAAGUGAUUCGAGCAAGGCUGACCAAGAAGCCAAGGAACUGGCUAGACAAAUUAGUUUUAAGGCAGAAGUCAAUUCAUCUGGAAAGGCUAGCACUGAUUCGGACUUAAACCACUCUUUUUCACUAAAUGAUUUACAGGACAAUAUACCUACAACAUUCCAGGGUGCUACGGCCAGUACAUCGUACGGAGUCCCAAACCCCGCGGGAGCAUCCCUUCAACAACCUGUCCAACCUGUAGCUAAGAAUACCUCCAUGAGUCCUCGACAGCGCAGGGCCCAGCAGCAGAGUCAGAGAAGGUCAUCUGCUUCACCAGAUGUAAUCCAGGGCCAUCCGCCAAGAGAAAACCAGACUGAUCAUGGCGGAUCUGCUGUACUGAUUGUCGUCUUGACUUUGGCAUUGGCAGCUCUCAUAUUCCGACGGAUAUAUCUGGCCAAUGAGUACAUAUUUGACUUUGAGUUAUGAGAUUGUUUUUUGUCUUAAGAGCUGUGACUCAACUGCUUCAUUAAACAUUCUGCAUUGGGUAUAAUCUAAGAAUUGUUUACAAAAAAAUUAUUUUGUAUUUACCCUUCAUUCCUUUUUAGAUCCUUAUAAAUUCAGUAUAAAUAUAGCUAGACGUUCAGACUGUGUCCUGCUUAGUUUAAGGGACUGGAAGUCAAGUCCCUUGUCUCACUAUAUGACCUGCUUCAAGGGAAAUCACUUGUUUCUCAUGCCUCAGAUUCUUUUUAUGUAAAUUUGUGAUACUUUUCUGUAUAGCCCUUUUAAAUUUUUGGAUAAAAGAUGGUGUUUUAAGUUUCAAUGAGUAUUAGUAGUUACUCAGUAUCGUUUAUUGAGUACUCUGUUUCUACUUAUGUAGAAUGAUACAAGGAUAAGAGUUGAAAACGGAAAGUAAAACCCCUCUAAUAGCUUACUCAAAAUGUUAUUCGUAGGAAACAUACUGGGAUUACCCAUUCUGUGACAUAUUUUGUGUCCUAAACAUUCUUCAAUGAAAGUUAACUAUUUCUGUGAAACCUUUAUGAGGAAAUGAGAUUACAUCUUGGUUAUAGGAUGUUACUUGAAGAGAGAAUAAUGCUUUGUAACCACUUUGAUAUGCCAUUACCCUAUCCUCUUCAAUGUGCACAUAAGAUUUAAAAAAAAGAAAGAACAAUCCUCCAUAGAGCUUUGUUUUAAGGAAGGAAGGAAAGGCCCAAGCUAGGAAAUCACUUGAUUUUAUUCCAUAAGUUAAAUGGGAGGAUCUUAAGAUUUCAAUGUUUGGUCUACUUUGAAUUGUAUGUCUUUUGAGAUGUAUAUAUGCCUAGCUUUGUAAUCACUAUAAAUUUAAUUCUUCUGGAAUAUUCAUAAUGUUGAAAUAUUUCAUGUACCAUUUUAAUAGAAAAGCUCAGGGCCCAAGGAACAGUAAUAGAAAUUAGAAAAACCUUUCUUGGAAUUGUCCACCUAAUCAAAGCCCAAGAAAUAAAUUUCAAUGCAAAAUCAAUAUAUAAAUUAGUGCUAGCUAGCUCCACAAACUCUAGUAGAUAUUUUUACCAUCAUAAUGCCUGGUGAGAACAUAUAAUCACAGAAAAUCUUUGCCUUCAGCAUGUUCAGUAGCAUUAUUGAAGACACUCUUGAGAGUGUUGUUAAUGAUGAUUUAAUUUUUAAAUACAGGCAGUCCCUAGCUUUCAAACAGGUUAUGCUCUAAAAGUGUAUUUGUAAGUUAAUUUUUUUACAACACCAUGUUGUAAAUAAUGUUUAGGUUCUAGAACAGUCAACACAAAUUAAUCCAUAAUGUAUCUUGAAUAUUUUGGGGGAUGGUAUCCAUAAAGUCCUUAUGUGGUUUUAACUAACUUAAACUAUGGACAAGAUAGAAACAAUUCGUAAAAUGAUUUUAAGGGCAAAUUUGAUUUUUACUCCUACUAUGGGACUUUGGUUCUAUUAACUAUCAGACACAAUUUCUGUGUUCAUCUGAUAGCCAGUUGUCUGUUAUGUCUGCAUCUAAAAUAAAAACAUAUUGUAUACUAUUAUAUAAUAUAUAGUUAUCUUAAAUUUUGAUAAAUUGGCAUUUGAAAAGUGUUUACAGAUUGUUUCUGUUAUAUCUGCGUAUAGCUGAAGUUGGUAAAGUCUAAAAAAGCCCAAGGACUUUAUGAAGACCUCAUAUGUCAGGAAAAUUAUAGGUUACCAUUUUAUAACUUUAUUGCCAUGAGAAAAUUCUGAAGUCUUGAUUUGGAACAUAAGGUGUUAGAAAUACUGGUUCAAUGAUCAGUGCCCUAGCAAGAGGCCACUGACCCUGGAAAACCAGGUAAUAUUACCACCUGAGAAGAGAAAGGCCCUGUGCUCUUAACCUAUCCUGAGAUUAAUCUUGUGCCAGAAACAGUCUUCUCUUCCCUUCCUCUAGUCACACUUGAGCUUCUGAAUCUAUGUCAUCUUGUAUGUUUCCAUGUGGUGUACCUAUACUUUCAAAUUAAUUAAGCCAAGAAGAUUUUGCAUUGUACAAAUCCUUCUCUCUCAUUUGCCUCUCUUCCCUAACCCAACACUGACAGGCCACUUUCUUGUUUGUGUUGGGGAUUUUUGUUUUUUUUUUAGCACCUGAUAGCAUCUGAAAGGGGCAUAGUUUUUGCUCCUUGCCUUUCAGCUAACACGUUACUUAAAAACCCUUAAAUUGUUAAUCUGACCCCCAUUGUGGAGUUAAUAAGCAAAAUUGAUCUUUGGGGCCGUGCUUACUCAAACCCCACUCCACCCUUGGGCCUCUUCAGAAAACCAUUAUUUUUAAAACCCCACUUUAACCCCUUAAUUAUAGCAUAAGGUCACAACUGGAUGUAUGAUCUGCCAGGUAAAGGCUUAGGACUCCUUCUUUCCCCCAUCCUCAGAUGUAGGUAACUCAGUGACUUUUUCUUUGGCCAAUAUAGCACAUGCCCACACACCAAGGUAAAGAAGCAUGCUUGAAAAAAAUACAUAAUGUAUGUUUCACCUGUAACUGUUUAAGCAAUUGAAACCUUUAAAGUUUUAUGUAUUGUGGGGCUUUAUGUAGCACUUUACAUUUUCAUGCUGCUUAUUGUUUUUAUUCUGCUGAAAUAAAUUAAUUUCAUCAAAAUUCUCAACUAAUUUUUAAGAAAACCUUUAAAAAGUGUUUAUUAUUUUGACUAUGGAAAUACAAAAUUUACUAUUUCAGGAGAAUAAGAAAUCUUUUUGUUAUUUUUAGCUAUGAAUAAACUUUCUGGUAUUUGGAGACCUCCCAUUUUUAUAGACCAUAAUCAGUAAACAAGCAAACCUCACAUAUUUGGACUUACUUGAGCAGAAACCUAGGCUGAAGUACUGAAAAGCCUAUUUUGUUUUAUUACUUGCAAGUACGUAUAUGAAAGGUGAAUGCUUUUAGUGAACCUGACUUUUAACAAAGAAUAAUGUGUGCAUUAAUGUGUACUAUGAAAGCCUUCGUGGGAGGCUGUACAUUGCUCAAAAGCUGUUUGGAACACCUCUUUAACAGUUGCCUUCAGAACUAGUUUGAGAUGCUCAAUAAAACCAGUGACUUUAUUCAUA
Molecule: messenger RNA, 4647 nt
Organism: Rhinolophus ferrumequinum (greater horseshoe bat)
Lineage: Eukaryota; Metazoa; Chordata; Mammalia; Chiroptera; Rhinolophidae
Gene: UBE2J1
Product: ubiquitin conjugating enzyme E2 J1
Exons: 8
Coding region: 646-1602 (318 amino acids)
Source: RefSeq, a predicted model, not a curated record